Molecule: messenger RNA, 1115 nt
Organism: Ipomoea triloba (trilobed morning glory)
Lineage: Eukaryota; Viridiplantae; Streptophyta; Magnoliopsida; Solanales; Convolvulaceae
Exons: 4
Coding region: 218-904 (228 amino acids)
Source: RefSeq, a predicted model, not a curated record
UAAAGCAAAUUGAGAAAUUACAGUAAAACGGCCGACGCCAAGAACCAUCGAGCAACCGCGCGAACUUCUCCUCCGUCCUUUAACGCAACCUUUCGCAACGUCCUUCACCACCGCCGUCUCCGUUCAAGCAGAGGACGUGCUUGUAUCCGCCCCUCCUAAAUCGCAUCUGGUCGGUUUAGCUCGAUCAUCCACAGCUACAAGGAAAGAAUAAAGGUUCAUGACAAUCCGCCGUCGAAUACGAUUCCGGCUUCCUAUCAUUUUCCUCUUGUACAGUUCGAUUCUUCUUACCUGGAUGCCAGAACUGAUGACAUCAGCAGUAGUUACGCUUGAUUCAAUUGAAAUAUUCACAACUCAUGAGUUGUUCGGAUUCAAACCGACUGUUUACUUUCGGUGUAAAGGGGAAAACAUGACAGUUUUGCCUGAUGUGAAGCAAAAAGACUAUUUGUAUAACUUCACAGGUGAAGAAUCUUGGCAGCCUCUGACAGAACUUUUAGAUAAGAAAUGCAAACGAUGUGGGUUUUAUGAGGAGGACAUGAUAAAAUUAGAUGAUACAUUUGAUGAGUGGGAAUUUUGUGUUUCUGCAUUUACAAGUGCUGAUGGCAAAUACACCCAUUCCAAGGAGAACGAGUUCAAUGCAACAUUUUUGUGUCUAGAGUGUGUCCCUCUUGUAGGUGCACCGGUUCACUCUGAUUACGGAAAUGAGAAAAAGGGAAUGGACUGGACUCUAGUACUGCUAAUAUCAGCUUUGGUCUCAGCUGUUUUGAUUGUUGGAGGGCUAACUGCAUACAAGUAUUGGCAAAAAAGGAGAAGACAACAGGAGCAAGCACGGUUCCUGAAACUAUUUGAAGAGGGGGAUGACAUUGAGGAUGAAUUAGGCAUUGGUCCUCUCACCCGUGUGAUAUAGAUACUGGUACACUUCUAUCAUAAUCAUCAUCAUCAUUAUUUUGGAGUGGUGGUAGGGUAUAUAUCUCUCAUGCAAAUGAUCAUUUUCAUCUGUAAUGCUAAAGUUAGUGAUGCAAGGCUCUCCACAUGUAGCAGUAUAGAACUAUUGCUGUGUACAGAGAAACAUACAACGCUAAUUAUAUUCACAUGUAUAAGUUUUUUUUUUGUCCCAA